Molecule: messenger RNA, 473 nt
Organism: Ectocarpus sp. CCAP 1310/34
Lineage: Eukaryota; Phaeophyceae; Ectocarpales; Ectocarpaceae
Source: the annotation of a GenBank genome assembly
AUGGAGGCGUUUGGAGGGACGGAGGGCCCAUUGCCCCACGCGGAAGCUGAGCCACGAACACAAGUCACCAGCGAGACAGAUGUGACUCGAGCGCUGGACCUUGCGAGAGCCGAGUUCGGAUCGACCCCCUUCGUCGCGGUCAACUGCGCCGGCAUCGGCUACGCCAAACGCACCAUCUCAAGGUGUGUUGUGCGACUUGGUUGUUCCAUGUGGUAUGCAUGGCGCAUCACUAAGAAGCAAGUAGCAUGACUCGCUGUACUCUAGAAGUACUACGGGGGCACGAAAACUGUUCCUCACACGGGAUCAUGAAGUUUCCUGGUUGAAUCGAUUUCGCAUGCUUCGGCAGGUUUCAUGCCGCCUCAACCUGCACGCGACACGCACUGUCCCCGCAAAACGCAAGUGGCUGAUCCACUGCCGGUGCCCUGUCUUGUACAACUCCCAGGUUGCUUGUGUGAGGACAAAAAAACAGUGAU